This is a messenger RNA of Canariomyces notabilis, 2130 nucleotides long. Its product is annotated as Pkinase-domain-containing protein. Gene Ontology annotation, cellular component: cytoplasm. NCBI's taxonomy places the organism in Eukaryota, Fungi, Ascomycota, Sordariomycetes, Sordariales, Chaetomiaceae. The record is from RefSeq and is a predicted model, not a curated record. The transcript has 7 exons. Gene Ontology annotation, molecular function: protein serine/threonine kinase activity; ATP binding. Bases 1 to 2130 code for a protein of 709 amino acids. Gene Ontology annotation, biological process: protein phosphorylation; intracellular signal transduction.
AUGACCCCUCCGGCCGUCACCCCGGUGCCCCCCGGCUUGGUGUCACCGGGCAUAUCCGUCGAGUUCCACGGCGAACCCGAACAGAGGCCUGCAUUGAUACACCCUCGCUCGGCGCCUCCCGAUAUGCAGCGCUUUCAGAGCCCCAUGAGACACCACCAAAGGACGCCGUCAGUUCAUCGAGAGAUCAAGGAAACGCUCGAUGCGCGGUCAGAGUACACAAACGAUGACCCGGAGGGCCGUACACACUACCGCAUCAACCAGUACGUCAUCAAGGACGAGAUAGGCCGUGGUUCGUACGGCUCCGUGCACCUGGCAACCGACCAGUACGGACACGAAUUUGCCGUCAAAGCCUUCUCCAAGACGCGGCUUAGAAAGCGCGCCCAAUCAAAUGUUCUACGUAAUGGCCCGAGGCAGUUUGGCCGCUUCCCGCCUCGCGCAGGCUUUGGCGCCCCGGAUGCGGCUAAUGAUGGCUUCUCCGACUACCGAGCAAAGGAAGCCAAGGACGCUCUCUUUUUCAUCCGCGAGGAGGUUGCCAUAAUGAAAAAGCUAGACCACCCCAAUCUUGUGCAACUGAUUGAGGUUCUGGACGACCCUGAAGAGGACACCAUGUACAUGGUUCUGGAGAUGUGCAAAAAGGGUGUCGUCAUGAAGGUUGGGCUCGGCGAAACCGCAACCCCCUACCCGGAGGAGACAUGCCGUCAUUGGUUCCGAGACCUGAUUCUCGGCAUCGAGUACUUGCAUUCUCAGGGGGUCGUACACCGUGACAUCAAACCGGAGAACCUCCUGCUCACUGAAGACGACGUGCUCAAAAUUGUUGAUUUUGGUGUGUCCGAGAUGUUUGAGAAGACGAAGGAAAUGAGGACGUCAAAGCCGGCCGGGUCACCAGCUUUCCUGCCCCCCGAACUUUGUGUCCCAAAACAUGGUGACGUCUCGGGUAGAGCAGCGGAUAUCUGGUCCAUGGGGGUUUCCCUGUACUGUCUUCGUUACGGGAGAAUCCCCUUUGAGCGCGAGGGGAUCCUGAACAUGUACCAAGCGAUCCGGACCGAAACGCCCAGGUUUCCGCAGGACGAGAACCCAGAUUUCGUCGACUUGAUGGGAAGGCUGAUGGAAAAGGACCCGGAGAAAAGGAUAACGAUGCCCGAGCUUAGGGAACACCCUUGGGUUACGAAAAGGGGGGAGGACCCUUUACUCAGUGCUGAAGAGAACUGUGCCGACACCGUCGAUCCGCCCAACCCUUUAGAGCUGAACCACGCCUUCACCAGACGGAUCACCCACCUAAUCUAUGUCAUGAAAGCAAUAAACAAGUUCAAAAGCCUUUUGGCGUCAAAAAACACCUCCAGCGGUGCCCGCCUCAGCGCCUCAGCCGAUGCCAACGCCACUGCGUCCAACCCAUCGUCCUUGUCUAGCACACAACCCCCAGAUUCAAAUCACCCUCCCAAGCCCGAAAAGAAAUCGACGGCCGAAUACGCAGCCCACCUGCUUCGCGAGCGUGAGCAGUUCCUUGCCACCGUCGGUAAAACAGGCCUUGACAGGUUACGGCCAUUACCAUCAUCACCGUCCCACCCGUCCACAGACCCGACGGCUCUUCCGCUCGAACCACCCCGCCUGCUGGGCAUUGGCACAGGCGGCAUCGACAGCUUCGGCAGCGAAGCUGAUCUGCCCGUUGCCGACGUCGUCUCUGACUCUCCGACCGCGGUGGACUUCAACAUCUAUGACCGGGCGUAUGAAGCCGAGGUAGAGAGGAUCAAGAGAUCGGCUUCUGUCACCGGCGGGAGGAGAGGUAGGGCUGCUGCUGCUGCUGCUUCUGCCGGGCAAGUGGGCCGCAUUUAUAGGACUCGGUUGAAUGAUCCUGCCUCCUCUUCUGCUGCUGGUGGUGGUAGCGGUGAGGGCAGUGGGAGGGCGGUGGAACACUAUAAAGUUGGGGAUGGGGAAGGGGUGGUGACUGAACCUGACAACGGGGAGAAGGAGGAGAAAGCGGAAACGAAGGGAGAAAGGAGGAUGCCUAGGAGCUUGUUCGACGCUUUUAGGGAGAUGAAGAGGCCUGAAAAGUCUAUGUUUGCGGACGUGGCGGCUCAGGCCAUGUUAGAAGCCAAAAAGGCCAAGGGAGAGGAUAGGCAGGCUCAGGGUUGA